AUGAAUGAUGAUAAUAAAGAACAAUUUAGUGAAAACAAAAUUUUAUUAGUUAUAUCUCAUCCUGAUGAUGAAUGUAUGUUUUUUGGUCCCACUUUACUGUCCUUGCAAAAUAGAAAAAAUCAAAUUCAUGUAUUAUGUUUAUCAAUAGGAAAUGAAUCGGGAUUGGGGGAGUUACGAAAGAAAGAACUGGAGCGUAGUUGUAUUACGCUUGGGAUUGAAGUCGGAAAUGUUUAUGUUAUUGAUCAUCCGUUAUUACAAGACGGUCUAAAUAAUAAUUGGGACCCUUCUUUAAUAUCUGACAUAAUAAACGAUUAUGUAACAACUCAUCGAAUUGACACUAUUAUAACUUUUGAUGAGAAGGGGGUUUCUUCACAUCCAAAUCAUAUAGCUGCGUUUAAAGGUGCUAGGUAA
Messenger RNA from Funneliformis mosseae, 411 nucleotides. Lineage: Eukaryota; Fungi; Glomeromycota; Glomeromycetes; Glomerales; Glomeraceae. The record is from the annotation of a GenBank genome assembly.